CAAAGUUCAAACCCUAAACCUUCGCAAUAUAAGGCCUGCCGCUGAUUGUUCAGUUCUCUUUGGACGGAAGAGGAACUCGAAGGCUUCAUCGUCGAAUCUGAUUAAAUGGGUAAGGGAACGGGAAGUUUCGGUAAGAGGAGGAACAAGACCCACACUCUCUGUGUUAGGUGUGGCCGUCGCAGCUUCCACCUGCAGAAGAGUCGAUGUUCCGCCUGUGCAUUUCCGGCUGCCCGUAAGCGAAAAUAUAACUGGAGCGUGAAGGCGAUUAGGAGGAAGACCACUGGAACUGGGCGGAUGAGAUACAUGCGCCAUGUUCCACGCAGAUUCAAGAGUGGUUUCAGAGAAGGUACUGAAGCAGCGCCCAGGAGCAAAGGAGCAGCAGCGUCUGCCUAAAACAUUGAAGGUUAAUUGUGGCACAACUUUAGUACUCUAUUGUAGUUUCUAGGUGGGUUUGUGUUUUUUGGACCAGAAUCUAUAUGAAUUUUGUUGGAUAAUGUUAUUACCUUCAAUACCAUAGCUCAUUUUAUUUCUUACAGUUUUGUUUAUGGAAUUCA
Molecule: messenger RNA, 554 nt
Organism: Cucurbita pepo subsp. pepo (vegetable marrow)
Lineage: Eukaryota; Viridiplantae; Streptophyta; Magnoliopsida; Cucurbitales; Cucurbitaceae
Product: large ribosomal subunit protein eL37x
Biological process (GO): translation
Cellular component (GO): ribosome; cytosolic large ribosomal subunit
Molecular function (GO): RNA binding; structural constituent of ribosome
Source: RefSeq, a predicted model, not a curated record